Messenger RNA from Patella vulgata (common limpet), 3967 nucleotides. RefSeq names its product potassium voltage-gated channel protein Shaw. Gene Ontology annotation, cellular component: membrane; voltage-gated potassium channel complex. NCBI's taxonomy places the organism in Eukaryota, Metazoa, Mollusca, Gastropoda, Patellidae. The transcript is spliced from 3 exons. Gene Ontology annotation, biological process: potassium ion transmembrane transport; protein homooligomerization. Gene Ontology annotation, molecular function: delayed rectifier potassium channel activity; protein binding. The record is from RefSeq and is a predicted model, not a curated record. The coding region runs from base 1924 to 3744 and encodes 606 amino acids.
GUAGGGUUGUCUUAUAGUUAAUGAUAUCCUUAAUUAUACCUGAUAUUAUGUUUGUUGUAUCAGGUAUAUAUAUUCGUACAGGUGUUAAUAUAGAAGAAUACAUCCGGAAUAUAAUCAACUGGAUUCCAGGUGAAAGACAGGUGUGUGUUGUUAGAAUUCUCUGAUUAAAGGUGUGUGUUGUUUAUAGGUAAUUACAUAACAAGACGUGAAACCAGGUAUAUUGAUCUGGUGUCGGCUAGUAGCCGCCUGAUCUACCUGAGUUGAAGGCACAACGACGGUAAUUAUUGAAACAUAGCACGACGAACUCUUCAGUCGUGAUUCAACUAGAAUACUGUGGCAGCACUUUCAACUAAUGGAUAACUUUGUAAAGAUUUAAACUGUUAGCUAUAUGUAGCUUUUAGUUUAACUUAAGUUAAGAACAAUCUUGUGUGACUUAAGUUAAGAACAAUCUAGCGUAACUUAAGUAAAAGAACAUUCUUGCGUGACUUAAGUAAAAGAACAAUCUGGCGUAACUUAAGUAAAAAAACAAUCUGGCGUAACUUAAGUAAAAGAACAAUCUUGUGUAACUUAAGUAAAUAUGUGAACAACCUUGUGUAACUUAAGUAAAUAUGUGAACAAUCUGGUAAAACUUAAGUAAUGAACAAUCUUGUAUAACUUAAGUUAAUAUAUGAACAAUCGUGUGUGACUCAAGUAAAUAUAUGAACAAUCCGGUGUAACUUACGUUGAUAUAUGAACAAUUUAGUGUGACUUAAGUUAAUAUAUGAAAAAUCCGGUGUAACUUAUGUUGAUAUAUGAACAAUCUAGUGUAAUAUAUGAAACAUCCGGUGUAACUUACGUUGAUAUAUGAACAAUCUUGUUUAACUUUAUGGUGUUCACUAUAGAGUGCAUAAAAAAAGUUAAAAUAAGAUGAAAUAAGAAAGUCGUUCAACAAGAAAAAUAUAACUUGGAAUUCAGAAGCCAUAGCUUAUUGUUAAAGUCACAUUUGAAGAUUAUAAUGUGGUGAACAAUAAUGUGAUGAAAAAUAAUGCUUUAGAGACAUUUUAUCGAAAUGUCAAAUCAACCAUUCCAUGUGUUAAAAUAUUCAACGAUUGAAGGCAGGGAAUUUUGAGGGUCCGGUGUGUGCAUGGAUUCAAGUCUUCCAUUGAGUGUAACGUGUAUGGAUAGCUGGGUAUAUUAAUAUGAUGGGAAACAGAACACGUCCUUUAUAUCGCUCAUCCUGGACAAUACAACACAAAUAUUAAGACAAAGAUUCCGAGACGAUAUUUUGAGAAACCAUUAAUUCAGAACUACAUAACUACUUAGCUUGAUAACGUUGAGAGAAUACUCUACGAAACGUCGCCUUAAAUACACUAGUAGCUGUUUUCCAUAAGUAUGUGUUUUGUUGUUACUCUAUCCAGUUACUAAAUGCCAUUUAAAGAACAUACAUAACUCAAGUAUCCAUCACAGGGAACAUUAAGCCGCUGUAGAAUUGAUGUGAUUAAGAAAUAGUAUUUUGAGAAACCCUUAAUUUAGAACUCCUGACACAGGACAUUAAGCCGAUGUGAUACAAAUAAAAAAAUUGAUUAAGGGACAAUGUUUGGAUGAACCCUUUUUUAAGAAUUGUGUAAAGUCUUCAAAUCGGCGUAAAAAUACGUAACUGAUAUUGAUAUAAUGCACGAUCAUGUUUCGUCCGUGACAUAAAUCCCGUUCAGAAUUCAGAUGACAAAAAGUGAUCUAUCGACAAAAGACAUGGAUAAAUGAUUGAUUUCUAUUCGAGUUUCUUUAGUCCAAAUAUCACCGCCAUGUUUCAUAAACAUUAUUAAUGAGUCUGCCACUAAAACAGUAUUAAUCACAUAUUAUGUGUCUGAAAUAUUAGUUUAGUUAUCUCGUUUGGUCGAUAUGCGUUCAAACCCGUUGGAUUAUAUUAUAUGUAUAAACUAAGCCAUGGCUGAUAAAUUGUUAAAGCAGAAGAAGAGUUUGGGGGGAACUGUUAUGGGCUUAUUGGCUGAAAAAGCGCGAGAGAAGUCGAUCCCGAAUAUCCCGGAGGAUGAGAGGGUCACGUUAAAUGUUGGAGGCGUAAAACAUGAAACAACGUUUGAAACGUUGCUGAAAAAACCCGGGACGCGAUUACAUAAUGUCGCGCUUGUUGCGAAACGGAAGGGAUUAAAGGAGAUUUAUUUUGAUCGGCAUCCGGCCCUCUUCGGUCAUAUUUUGAACUAUUAUCGUACGGACUCGCUGCAUGUUCCGACUGAUGUCUGUGGGCCGAUGUUAAAGGACGAACUGAAAUAUUGGGAAAUCGAUGAGAAUCAGAUAGAACAGUGUUGUUGGGUGACUUAUUGUCAUUAUGAAGAUACGUUAGAGAUGCUGAGGAAGUUUGAAGCCGAUCAUAGUUUGAGAUUUGAGGAUAAAUACCGGGAGGACGAGAACUUGUGGCAGAAGACGAAACCUAAAGUCUGGAAGUGGUUACAGGAUCCAUAUUCCUCAAAGGGUGCCUUGACGUAUGCUGUAUUAUCGCUGUGUGUGGUUACCUGUUCGAUCACGGUGUUUAUUCUGGAGACAUUACCUUACUUCGGUUCACUCACCAUCCACGCCAAACGUAAAAACAUUACCUUAACGUCAAGCGACCUGCGGAAAGACUUGGAUAUAUUUCACGACAUCAGUCCAAAUGACGUAUUAAUCAUCAUCGACAACACGUGUAACUUUUUCUUUUUUCUGGAAUUCCUGGUGAAGUUUGCCACGACUCCCGAUAAACUUCGGUUCCUAGGACAACCGUUGUCCGUGAUAGAAUUGCUAUGUCUUAUUCCCUACUAUAUCGCCAUUACAGUGGUAUUCGUACAUAGCGAUCCCAUCACCGUGUUCGAAAUAAUCAGAAUCCUAUUAGCAUCCAGGGUUCUGCGAAUUUUCAGGAUUUUUGUAUUGAUGAAACAUUUCUUGGCGCUGAAGAUACUUGUAUACACGAUGCGCGCGAGUGCCAAAGAGUUACUUCUGCUUGUAUUUAUCGUUCUUAUUGGGAUAAUAAUAUUCGCCUGUUUGGAAUAUUACAUGGAAAUAUUUACUGAUAUAGACAGUGACUUCGAACACAUUCCUCUGGCUUUCUGGUGGGCCUUGAUCACCAUGACAACAGUCGGAUACGGUGAUUUACAUCCCAAAUCUGGAUUAGGAUAUGUGGUUGGAGGUUUGUGUGCCAUCAGUGGGGUUCUGGUUAUCGCUUUGUCCGUUCCCGUAAUCGUCAAUAACUUUACCGUGUACUACACGCAUGCCCAAUCACGCGCCAAAUUGAAAGAAAGGCGCCGACGACAAGAAGUAGCCAACCAUUGGAGGAAAGGGAUGUCCAUGAUCAGACGUAACACAAUCCAAAGAGUAAUAGCCAAUGGGAGAGGAGCGAAAGUUGGUGUAAUUACAGACGAGGGGGAAACCUCAAACGGUCACAUUACCAAAGACGACAACUCGGUGGUCUCAGGCAGUAUUACACCCGGGGGGAGUGACGCAACGGGUCAAACUUCCACACGGACUAUCAGUAAAAUUAACCCUUCGGUGAUCCCUGAGGUCACGGGAAGUGACGUCACGGGUCGAAUACCCACUCGGACUAUGAGUAACAUUAACGUGCCGCUUUUAGACAAUCUAGAAGUCAACAAUCAACCUGAUGAACUCACGUUGCCGGGAACUCCUGUUUCUAAUGGCUCGCCUAUAGUAAAACACUCCCUUACCCCACCUUCGGCAAAAAACGGCGACGUUAAGUCUUCGGUGUCGUUCAUACAGACAUAACUGGCGGGUGUUGUAUAUAAAUUAUGGAGCGUUGACUGAAUAGAAUUUUAAUUAAUGUAUAUAUAUUUAUUGACUUCCGCUAGGAGCUUAGCUAAGGGCGUUCCUGUUAUUCAUUUUAUUAUUGACAAGCAAUGUUUUACCUGGGCUUUGUAUUGUUGACAUUUCCUUUGAAUAUAUUCCACCGUGGCAAAAACAUUGAAUUUUUAUUUUUAAAAAAUGAAGA